GAUGUUUAUUUUUACUAAAAUCCAAGGCGGCACAUUAUUAGUCGAAUUUUCUGACUUUUCUUCCCCUCCACCCUCCUUUCCUUCACGAGAAAAAGCCGUAAACACAGGCUGUAAGCGCGACUCCGCCUGGAUCUCAGAGGCUGGAAACUCCUCCCCGGAUCACAUGUGAGGCGAGGAAAAAGGUUCAGGGUCUGCAAUGUGCCUUUGCUUCAUGACAGCUAGUAGUUUUAUUUCAUAAAGUGGUGAACGGCUUCUGAAUGGAUGUUUGUGCUUCCAGCAGAUAGAUUGAGAGUCGUUCACAGGUUCAACCAAGCAGCACGAUGGUGGACUGGGACUAUGACUAUCUGAUCAAGCUCCUGGCGCUCGGCGACUCGGGCGUGGGAAAGACCACCUUCCUCUACAGGUACACGAACGGCAAGUUCAACAGGAAGUUCACGACCACGGUGGGAAUUGACUUCAGGGAAAAGAGAGUGGUUUACACGGGGACCGGUGCUGAUGGGACGAGUGAGAGGAACUUCAGAGUCCACCUCCAGCUCUGGGACACAGCGGGUCAGGAGAGGUUUCGCAGCCUCACAACGGCUUUCUUCCGAGAUGCAAUGGGCUUCCUGUUGAUGUUCGACUUGACCAAUCAGCAAAGUUUUGUUAACGUCAGGAACUGGAUGAGUCAGCUUCAGGCCAAUGCGUACUGCGAUAACCCAGAUGUGGUGCUUGUGGGCACUAAGGCAGACAUCAGAGACACGAGGAACGUUAACGCCAAACUGGCCAGAGAGAUGGCUGACAGAUACGGCAUCCCCUACUUCGAGACGAGUUCUGUGUCGGGAGUGAAUGUGGACGCCGCUGUGCUCACCCUGCUGAACCUGGUGAUGAAGAGGAUGGAGCAGAACACGUAUGGGGCCCCUGGCUCUGAACCCAAUGGGAGCCCCACCGCCAGCCAUGAGGUGGAGGAGGCCCCCAUCAGGAGGUGGUGCUCCUGUUAAUGUUCCCAGCAGCAGCAGCAGUAACGGCGUAAGAGAAACAGACUUUAAAAAGUGUAUAGACAAAGACUUAUUGGAAUUUCCUAUAUUUCUUUUGGUUUCUCUUGUUGUGUUAAGAACAGAAUAAACUACUUUUGUCAGUUUC
Molecule: messenger RNA, 1119 nt
Organism: Xiphophorus couchianus (Monterrey platyfish)
Lineage: Eukaryota; Metazoa; Chordata; Actinopteri; Cyprinodontiformes; Poeciliidae
Product: ras-related protein Rab-27B
Exons: 6
Coding region: 321-977 (218 amino acids)
Molecular function (GO): GTPase activity; GTP binding
Source: RefSeq, a predicted model, not a curated record